GGGUGUGUAAUAAGUAACCUUGCUGCUGGCUUUGCUGCUCAUAUUCCACUCAACUCACUGAUAUCUGGACUAAAAGACAGCUCUGUCUACACUAGAAGGAAACCAUGUACAUGUUAAGGGCUCAGAAGCGGCUCCAGAGCAUAGAGAGACACGAGGAGGAAGCGAGAAGGAUCGAACAGAUUGAUAGACAUAUCGGGGGACUCAAAAUUGUGAGGGGAGCAGUGUCUGACGAUAUACCUGAAGAAGGACCUGCUGGUGCAAAGAAGAAAGUAAAAUAUGUUGGAUCAUUUAAAGUGUACCCUCCUCCUGGUCUCUCUGGUAAGGAUCUCCAGAGAGCUAUCUCCGGGUUUGUCUGGGAAAGGAUUAACGCUAUCAACCCAAAAAAUGUGGGUAAUCCAAUAUCAGCUACAAUGAUCAUUAACAGACACUCAGUCAAGAUAUACAAGAGCAAGGAGCUUUUCAUGGCUUACCCUCUCAAGAAGAUAACCUACUGUACUGCCGUACCAAAGAUGUCAUUAUUUGCUAUGGUAACACGAGCCAUAUUGGAUCAACCUGAUGAUGUUGUCUACUGUCACUCCUUUGGUUUACCAUCAGCUGAACAUGUAAGGACAU
Amphimedon queenslandica is the source of this 612-nucleotide messenger RNA. RefSeq lists its product as uncharacterized. The record is from RefSeq and is a predicted model, not a curated record. NCBI's taxonomy places the organism in Eukaryota, Metazoa, Porifera, Demospongiae, Haplosclerida, Niphatidae. The annotation marks the transcript as partial. The transcript is spliced from 4 exons.